Molecule: messenger RNA, 954 nt
Organism: Knipowitschia caucasica
Lineage: Eukaryota; Metazoa; Chordata; Actinopteri; Gobiiformes; Gobiidae
Source: the annotation of a GenBank genome assembly
AUGACAGAAUCUCUGGAGCCGAGCGACGACCUCAGCGUUCCGGCUCCGUCACACGACGUGGAGCCGCUCCGGGACGAUGACCCGCACUGCCCCCUGCCUUUAAGGCUGCAGUUUGUGGACGACCUCUCCUAUGAAGAUGUGAAGAAGUGCUACAGAGGCUCGACCGUCAGUAAAUACAACUCUCAGUAUCACAAGCUUUUCCAGACGGUUCCCAAAGAGGAGAUUCUUAUGAAAGUGUACUCCUGUGCCUUGCUGCGCGACAUCCUCCUUCAGGGACGGCUCUACAUCUCCAGACACUGGUUGUGUUUUUAUGCAAAUCUGUUCGGAAAAGACAUCAAGGUUUGCAUCCCGGUGGUCUCUGUGCGGUUGGUGAAGAAGCACCGGACUGCAGGACUGGUCCCUAAUGGCCUCGCCAUCACCAUCGACACGGGCCAGAAGUAUGUAUUUGUGUCGCUGCUCUCCAGAGACAGUGUGUACGACGUGCUCAGAAGGAUCUGCAAUCACCUCCAGGUGAACGGGAAGAGCCUGAGUCUGAAGCAGUAUCUGGAGGAGCCCAGCUCACUCUCGAUGGAUGAGUUUCCAGAGGUGCUGAAGUGGAGAGGAGAGCCAUCUCUCUCUAACGUCUCUGCCUCGCUGCCGGAUCUUUUAGGAACGUCAGCUCCAGGACUAAUCCCCGCCCCCACGGUCUUCAGCACACACACACUCACUGACAGCACGUUGGAGACAGAGAAGAUUCUUCUAACUGAUCCUGUGCCAGAGCUGGGACACACAGAGUACCAGCUGUUGAAGCUGUUUGUCCUACUAGUGCUAGUGUUGGUGCUGUCCUCCUGUUAUCUGGCCUUUAGAGUCUGUCGUCUGGAGCAGCAGCUCAGCUUCCUCAGCAGCCAGCCGCCCAUCAGAGAGAGGUGUGGAGAGGUGCCGUGCUGGUUGGCCAAUCACAGAACUGGAACCUGA